Messenger RNA from Musa acuminata subsp. malaccensis (wild Malaysian banana), 805 nucleotides. Its product is annotated as large ribosomal subunit protein uL11. The record is from RefSeq and is a predicted model, not a curated record. Gene Ontology annotation, cellular component: ribosome; cytosolic large ribosomal subunit. Gene Ontology annotation, molecular function: structural constituent of ribosome; large ribosomal subunit rRNA binding. Gene Ontology annotation, biological process: translation. Lineage: Eukaryota; Viridiplantae; Streptophyta; Magnoliopsida; Zingiberales; Musaceae.
UUGGUGUCGCCGCCGUCUCAUUCUCCGCAAAAACCCUAGCGCCAAAGUCCCGGUUCUCUGCCGUCGCCGCCGUCGAGAUGCCGCCCAAGUUCGAUCCGACCCAGGUCGUCGACGUCUACGUGCGGGUUACAGGAGGCGAGGUCGGCGCGGCGAGUUCUCUCGCGCCAAAAAUUGGUCCCCUGGGGCUGUCCCCGAAGAAGAUCGGAGAGGACAUCGCCAAAGAGACGGCCAAGGACUGGAAGGGCCUCCGCGUCACCGUCAAACUCACGGUCCAGAACCGGCAGGCCAAGGUCACCGUCGUCCCCUCCGCCGCCGCCCUCGUCAUCAAGGCCCUCAAGGAGCCGGAGCGCGACCGCAAGAAAACCAAAAACAUCAAGCACAACGGAAACAUCUCCCUCGACGACGUCGUCGAGAUCGCCAGGGUCAUGAGUCCCAGGUCCAUGGCCAAGGACCUCAGCGGCACCGUCAAGGAGAUCCUCGGCACCUGCGUCUCUGUCGGCUGCACCGUCGACGGGAAGGAUCCCAAGGAUCUCCAGCAGGAGAUCUCCGAUGGCGACGUCGAGGUGCCGCUCGAGUAAGCCUUAAUUACCUUCGCAUUCGGGUCAGUUUGCUUUGAAUUGAUGCUUGUCAUCUUUAUAUUGCUGGUUUAUGAGACUUCAAGAUUUCUGCAUGUAGUUUAGAUGCACUAUAUUAGCUUGAUCGAGUCUUGAUCUGGUUAAGUAUGAAAACAUUACGGCUAUGUUUGCAAUCAAAAUGCCAUUUUUUAGCAAAUCACAAUAUGCUUAUGUUUGCCACUUCGCUUGAA